This is a messenger RNA of Vombatus ursinus (common wombat), 2372 nucleotides long. It is a transcript of the gene CHN1, whose product is annotated as chimerin 1. Gene Ontology annotation, biological process: regulation of small GTPase mediated signal transduction; positive regulation of GTPase activity; ephrin receptor signaling pathway. The transcript is spliced from 13 exons. Lineage: Eukaryota; Metazoa; Chordata; Mammalia; Diprotodontia; Vombatidae. Gene Ontology annotation, molecular function: GTPase activator activity; ephrin receptor binding. The coding region runs from base 322 to 1701 and encodes 459 amino acids. The record is from RefSeq and is a predicted model, not a curated record.
CCUGCCAGGUAUCGCAAAGCACCCACACUCAGUGCAGGCAGUAAGCCGAUGAAAGCGACAAGUGCUUGUCGGGCAUCUCUCUCUCUUUUUUUAUGAGCCUGACAAUAACGGAUAAAUAACUUUUUCUUGCAGCAUCUCUCCCCUUCCCUCCUCACCACCACUAUCCCUUCCCCCCACCUCCUACCCCACCACCCUCUUCCCCGACCCCAGCCCCUCCUGCACCCCACUUCCUCUGAGGUGUGAGAGCUCUGAGCCAAUGCAGUGAUAGCUGGCCAGCCCUGGGAGCAGUGGACUCGCGAGCAAGACAGCAGCGGCUCCGAAAUGGCCCUAACCUUGUUUGAUACAGAUGAAUAUAGACCUCCUGUAUGGAAAUCUUACUUGUAUCAGCUACAACAGGAAGCCCCCCAUCCUCGAAGGAUCACCUGUACAUGUGAGGUAGAAAACAGACCAAAAUAUUAUGGAAGAGAGUUUCAUGGCAUGAUCUCCAGGGAGGCAGCAGACCAGCUCCUGAGUGUGGCUGAGGGGAGUUAUCUCAUUCGUGAGAGCCAGCGUCAGCUAGGAACCUAUACUUUGGCAUUAAGAUUUGGAAGUCAAACCAGAAACUUCAGGCUCUACUACGAUGGAAAACACUUUGUUGGGGAGAAACGUUUUGAGUCCAUCCACGAUCUGGUGACUGAUGGAUUGAUUACUCUCUAUAUUGAAACCAAGGCAGCAGAAUAUAUUGCCAAGAUGACGAUAAAUCCAAUUUAUGAGCACAUAGGAUACACCACUUUAAACAGAGAGCCAGCAUACAAAAAACACAUGCCCGCCCUGAAAGAUACACAUGAUUGGAAAGAGUCUACAGGAGAGGAUGGGGUGUCAGAGAAAAGGUUGACAUCCCUCGUUAGAAGAGCAACUCUGAAAGAAAAUGAGCAGAUUCCGAAAUAUGAAAAGGUUCAUAAUUUCAAGGUCCAUACGUUCAGAGGUCCACACUGGUGUGAAUACUGUGCCAACUUUAUGUGGGGUCUCAUUGCUCAGGGAGUGAAAUGUGCAGAUUGUGGUUUAAAUGUUCAUAAGCAGUGUUCCAAGAUGGUCCCUAAUGACUGUAAACCAGACCUGAAGCACGUCAAAAAAGUGUAUAGCUGUGACCUUACAACACUAGUAAAAGCACAUAUCACUAAAAGGCCAAUGGUGGUUGACAUGUGCAUUCGAGAAAUUGAAUCUAGAGGUCUUAACUCUGAAGGACUCUACAGAGUCUCAGGAUUUAGUGACCUUAUCGAAGAUGUAAAAAUGGCAUUUGACAGAGAUGGUGAAAAGGCGGACAUUUCUGUGAACAUGUAUGAAGAUAUCAAUAUCAUCACUGGCGCACUUAAACUGUACUUCAGGGAUUUGCCAAUUCCACUCAUCACAUAUGAUGCCUACCCUAAAUUUAUAGAUUCUGCAAAGACUUUGGAUCCUGAUGAACAGCUGGAAACUCUUCAUGAAGCGUUGAAACUACUGCCGCCUGCGCACUGUGAAACGCUUCGGUAUCUCAUGGCACAUUUAAAGAGGGUAACCCUUCAUGAAAAGGAAAACCUCAUGAAUGCUGAGAAUCUUGGAAUUGUUUUUGGACCCACCCUCAUGAGAUCUCCAGAAUUAGAUGCAAUGGCGGCCCUGAAUGAUAUACGGUAUCAGAGACUGGUGGUGGAGAUGCUUAUCAAAAAUGAAGACAUUUUAUUUUGAAUUUUCCCUUUUGCAUAAAGAGAAGAGAGCUAUGUUCUACAGAUGAAGGAAUGUUUUAUAGUAAUUUAAUUGGCUCUUCUAGCUGAAUUAUUUCUUGAUUAGAGCUUUGGGUAUGCACCAGAUAAAAAUGAAGGAAUUUUCUGUUGUUUGUGUAGUGCCACUCAGCUGUCCUUGUCCAACAAUUAACGCCUAAGCUUCAGUACUAGUAAUCCUGGGUGUUUAUCAUGUUAAAGGAACCUCAAGCUAUUGCAUGAUUGGCUCCCCUUUGGACUAGAGAUCUCUUUACUAAAGAAACAACAAAACAGUGCAGCUUCUUCAUCCUGGAUAGUCUGUGGUUGUAAUUCAGCAUGUUUCUCAGUGUAAACCUGUUGUGAUUUUGCUUUUAUGUUCUAGGUCAUUAGUUUCUGAUACUUACAAAAAAAAAAAUGUGUGAAACAGUACCUUGGGCUCACGCAUUGCCAUUCUCUAUUAUCAUUUGCCAACUUUUAUUGGGUGGUUUAUUUCUGGUUUCUCUCAGCUCUUCUAUCAUGUAGUACUUUGUUUCCAACAAGAACAAAAUGUGUUUUCUGAUUGUUAUUUUAAGCAGUUAUCCAUGCCAAUAAAAUGUACAACACUGAGCGUUUUCUUUUAUAUUAUUAUUAUUGGUUUUCUGUUGUAAUUUUGUAUUUUUA